AUGUCGUUUAUGGAUACAGCCGAUACUCCAUCCAAUACACAAAGCUAUGUGCUAUGGAUCCUCUUAGAAGGAGAUGAGGAACCUGUGAAAUAUAAUUUUAAUUUUGGCCCUGACAUUCAGGACCCUAACUUGAAUGAUCUCAAAGCCAAACUCCCUCCUCUAGUUGACGAACUGAAGAAUGUCAAACCUAAGGACAUUCACUUCUUUCACUUUGAUGCGCGCAUCCACCCUAUUCACUCAAACGCCUUACUCCAGGAUAUACAGGCGGACAAUGCUUUCAGUAACCCACUUGUCGUUAGGUACCCUCUAUCUAAGGCACAAGUUGUCGCUCACUGUCAACUAUCAAUUCAGCGAUUUAAUGGACGGGUGGGUCACUCAACUGGAGCUUGGUAUCUUCUUCGCAAGCAAGCUGAAGACAAAUUUGAAGAAUUGCGUGGGGCGGACUAUUGGUUUAUUGAAAAUAGAUCAGAUGGUACGAAAGGAGAGGAAUUGAAAGAUGAAUUUCAGUUCAAUGGUUGGCUCGAUGACGUUCCCAAAACAAACAGAUCGAAGAUCAUUAGUCUUUCGAUAAAAGUCGAAGGGAUGAGGUCUUAUAGUGACUGGAACUUGGGUGACAUUACUCAUGCUCUCACUGGAGUUAGGAUAGACGUGUUUCCAUAA
This is a messenger RNA of Paraglomus occultum, 660 nucleotides long. Lineage: Eukaryota; Fungi; Glomeromycota; Glomeromycetes; Paraglomerales; Paraglomeraceae. The record is from the annotation of a GenBank genome assembly.